This is a messenger RNA of Anopheles nili, 1629 nucleotides long. RefSeq names its product mitochondrial coenzyme A transporter SLC25A42 (gene DPCoAC). The transcript has 6 exons. The record is from RefSeq and is a predicted model, not a curated record. Gene Ontology annotation, cellular component: mitochondrial inner membrane. Bases 40 to 1056 code for a protein of 338 amino acids. Gene Ontology annotation, biological process: transmembrane transport. NCBI's taxonomy places the organism in Eukaryota, Metazoa, Arthropoda, Insecta, Diptera, Culicidae.
GGCACCUGAUCGCAAUCAAACCCCACAAACGAGUUCAAGAUGGCUACCAGCGUCAAGCAAAUGUCCGCUGCUUUGCUGCCGGCCAGUAGCUCUGACAUAAUGGCAAGCAAUCGACAAACGCCAGAACCGGUUCCGGCUCGACCGGACGGUCUCAACAACCGGGAUGUGGUACUGACGAGCCUGAUCGCAGGUGCGUCCGCGGGUGCCUUAGCAAAAACGACCAUUGCUCCGCUGGAUCGGACGAAGAUCAACUUCCAAAUCAAUAAAGACGUUCCCUACACCUUCCGAGCGGCACUCGGUUUCCUGCGAAAUACGUACGUUCGUGAGGGUUUCCUGGCGCUGUGGCGCGGAAAUUCAGCCACAAUGGCCCGCAUCAUACCGUACUCGGCCAUCCAGUUCACGGCUCACGAGCAAUGGAAAAAGAUCCUGCAGGUGGAUCUGCAUUCCGACACGGAAGUACGUCGGUUUCUGGCGGGUUCGUUGGCUGGCAUCACGUCCCAGUCACUGACAUACCCGCUCGAUCUCGCCCGAGCCCGGAUGGCCGUGACAGACAAGUAUUCUGGCUACAAAACCCUGCGCGAGGUGUUUGUAAAGAUCUGGCAGUGCGAAGGACCACGUACGCUCUACCGCGGAUACUGGGCCACCAUCCUGGGCGUCAUCCCGUACGCUGGCACGUCGUUCUUCACCUACGACACACUCAAAAACGAAUAUUACAAACGCACGGGAGACAAAUCGCCAAACACUGUGAUAUCGCUCACGUUUGGGGCGGUGGCAGGCGUCAUCGGACAAUCGUCCAGCUACCCGCUGGAUAUCGUACGACGGCGUAUGCAAACGACUGGCGUAACGGCUCAGUGUGCCGACCAGUACCUCACGAUCGGCAGGACUCUGAUCAAGAUCUACAAGGAGGAAGGUCUCAUCGGUGGCUUUUAUAAGGGCUUGAGCAUGAACUGGAUCAAGGGCCCCAUCGCCGUGGGUAUCAGCUUUGCGACCUACGACCACAUCAAGCACCUACUCCGGGAAGUCAUACACAUGCGGAGCAGCGGCCAGGCCCGGUAAUGCCACCGAACUUGAGCCAUUCGCGUGAAGGGUACCCUCCACGGGCAACCCUCCAAUAUUACUCAUGAAUACCCAGCCCACCAGGCUGCACGACAAUACUAUUUAAACACGCGUGUGUAUGUGUGAGUGUGUGUGUGUUUGCGUGUGUGUGUGACUGUCGGUGUGUAUGUAUGUGGGAGUAUCCGCGUGAAUCGUCCAACAACAUAAGUGCCAUUGCUGGCCUUGCCUUUCGGUUUUGUCCGCAAAGCGGAGGCAAACGAGAUGCGACCGAUGUUUGUCGCCAGGCCAGCGCUACGAAACCAUUGCACAAACAUGUACUAUUUUAGCUUAAUGAAUCUACGUUAUUAGUCACUUCAGUAGGGUGGAGUAUUUUAGGAAACGCCUAAGGGCAACAGGCGAACACGCAAUCGCGCGGAAACGUAUAUAUCCCGCGGUAUAAAUAUCGAUGCAAAUUUUGUUCCAAUGAGGGCGCGGUGUCUUUCAAAAAGAUGAUACUAAAUAAAACAUUGUCGAUUAUUGCCUCAGCGCAAGCCUUAGUAUUCGUUUGUUAAACUUGAAGGGCUUUUAAGGUUC